AGGUAAAUAAGGAAACUAAGGCCUUAAACACAGGUCCCAUCAGAGAGGCAUGAAAUAAUUUAACUUCCUCUUAGAUGCUGCCCUUUCCUUGACUCAAGUUAUUAACAUUUUUCAGAAUGGCUUCCUUGGUUGACAUGCCCCUGAAUUACGAAAAGAUGUUUGCUCAUCGAUUCACAUCAGAUGACGAAGAAUACCAGGAAUAUCUGAAACGCCCUGCAGAUCCCCCUCCUAUAGUUGAAGAAUGGAGAAACAGAUCUGGUGGUAACCAGAGAAACAGAGAUCGGUUUCAAGAUGGUAGAUAUUUUAGAGGGGACAGAUACAACUGGCAAGGUGACUAUAGAUCUAAUCAGAGGCCAGAAAGAAGUUGGGGUAAUAACUACCAGCAGCACAGACAAGGACAAUCUUACUCCUCCCACUACGGACAAUACAGCUACAACUCCUACAACCUGGGGCCUCGUUACCACCCCUACUGAUGAUGCUUGUGGUCUGACAGUCCAGUAAUGCUAUGUAACAAAUUCAGUUAGGCUUCAGUUUCUUUGUUUUUCCGCAGUUUUACAGAUAACUGAAGAAUCAGCAUUACAGCUCAUUGUUUAUCUGUAGUAUGAACCAAAAAAGGGAAUACCUUUUAUGAAUAAUAAAAGCAUAUUAUAGGGUGUUUGUUUAGGGUCAGUAGAUCUUAGAUUAAAUUUGAAUCUCAUUCAUUUGUCUGAAUACAUACUAGCACACUUUUCUUUCAUCACUGCGAUUUCUCUCUGUUCCAUUUAAGAAGGGAUAACAGGUCAGAGAAAAACAGCUGUGGUUUGUGUGCAGCCUGUAGCAGUGGCACGUUGCCUUAAGAUAGUUCUUUUUGAAAGUGUCAUGCUGUGUCUCUCUGGAGAGAGUUUCUUACUUUGGCUUUUGAUAGUGAGAAAAGAUCAGUUUGGUUUGUAUUUCUGAUGCCUUAAAACUGCAAAGAGAGAUGCUAUUACAGAAAUAUUUUAUGGGGUCGGCCUAAUGUCAGUUGACUUAAUGGCUUCAAUUUACAUUACAACAGCAUUCAUUUACAACAGCAUUCCUGUUAAAACAUGGUCUAAAAGUUGGAAUAAAAAUGAAGUAGUUUAAAAAUGUAUCUUGUAGUGGUUUAGUGAUACAAGUUUUACCUGAGAAGUGAUAUCAGACACAGAAUAAUUUGUAUCAUCCUAAAAUCUAUUUAGUACGUGCAUAACAGAUUUUUGGAGUUCCCAUUUCAGUAAAGCUGUAAAAUUUUGAUGAUAGUUGUAAUUAGUUUGUAUUAAAUACUCUGUGUGUGUUGUAGAAGAAAGGAACCCGAAUCACUACUGUUCUGUUUGGUUUUUUUUUGCAUGAGAAAAUAGUGUAAGCAGCGCGGAGUGUUACUCAGUUCUUAGAAUUUAAGUUCUGUGGGGUUUUUUUAAGUAUUCACACAAUAAAAUUAUAGUUCACGUGUAAGGAUGUUUCUGAAUAUUUCUGAAUCCUACUUUUGAGACAUUCAGACUCUUACCAGUGUCAUCAAGGCUGAGAGCCGCCCAGGCAGCAGCACUGCUGGGUAAGUGGUUAUACCGGACAGCUGUUGGCUUAAGUUUGAAGAAUGGCCUGCUCUGCUACAACAAGAGGAUGAGGCACAUUGUGAUUAAGCAGAAGUCUGGAGUGUUAAUCCGCUACCUUACACUCUACUAUAAUAGGGUCAGAGUUCUCUAUUUCACCAUUUACGUGCUGAGCUAAUUUGUAUCAGGAGGGCAGUGCGUUUCCGUGCGCUUGGCAUUUCCUUCAGCUGUUGUGCAGAACCGUCUGUGCUGGCUGUUGUAAAAGUCAUGACAUUAUGGGAUAAAGAGAGCAAAUUAGUGCAUCUUGAUUUAAAAAACAAAGAAUAAAUAUAGAAGUCAAAAGCACAGUCUCAGCUCAUAAGAUGGUUUUAAGAGCUAAAGAGUAUGUUUACUGUUGGUGUUAGGAACGCACUGCAUGGAGCUUUUACACAGUCUGUGAUACAAAAGCCAUGACACAAGCACCUCCACCUACUUAAGUAUGUCUGUCUUCUGUUUUUCAUAUAAUACUGUUGACUCACACAGUUUUUGAUAUCCUAUUCCCUGAAGUAUUUGCCUUGAAUUCAGUUGUUUGACCUUAGAAAUCUUCUAGCGAGGGGUUUGUUUUCCCUUAAGGAGUUGCACUGGAUGAAACGCAGCCUUUGUAACCCUCCAACAU
Messenger RNA from Athene cunicularia (burrowing owl), 2196 nucleotides. It is a transcript of the gene RAMAC, whose product is annotated as RNA guanine-7 methyltransferase activating subunit. Lineage: Eukaryota; Metazoa; Chordata; Aves; Strigiformes; Strigidae. Gene Ontology annotation, molecular function: RNA binding. Gene Ontology annotation, biological process: RNA 5'-cap (guanine-N7)-methylation. The record is from RefSeq and is a predicted model, not a curated record. Bases 117 to 473 code for a protein of 118 amino acids. The transcript is spliced from 3 exons.